AAACGGUGCUAUAUCUGCUUUAGCUAGAACAGACAGAGUGGAAAAAAACAUUUGGUACAUCCUAUUCAUGCGACAUAGUCGUCCCAGGACCCCGAGUAACCACAAGUUCGUCAUGGGUUCGAAAUCAAGACGAAGGUCUCGUUCCUUGUCCAGAAGUCGGACUCGGGACCGACGAAAUAAAUCCAGAAUAAACAGGUCGCGAUCCCCAGAGGGAAGAGCGCAUUGCCAACUAUCAGACACAAAACGAUCCGCUCGGGGCCGCGGACGAGCCGAUAGCCGUGACUCCGGCAGCAGCUCUCCAGACAAACGGCGGCCUCAACAUCGGGGCCGUUCAAGUUCCAAAAGUAGCUCGGAGAGCGAAAGUGGACGAAGAUUACACCGUGUCAGGAGCAAUUCAAAGACCGCGUCAUCAAGUUCGGAUUCAGAUCAUCAUAAAGAGAGAGGGAGAAAAAGCGACAUGCAGGUCCGAAGAGGAACAUCUCAAGACAGAAGGAAGGGGAAGUCGUCUUCUUCAGACUCUCGGGAUGGAAGCAGUGAAAGAGAGAGAGGAAGACAGAGAAGCCUCAGCCGAGGCAGAGACAGAGACAGAGAAAAAAAUUCAGAGAGAGGUAGAAAAAGGAAGAGUCAAGAACGAGAGCGAGGGAGGAGUGAGAAAGACAGAAGCAGACGUCAAUCCAGUUCAGCAGACUCCUCUGACAGCUCAGGCUCCGAUCAGGGGAGCCGAACGGUCAAAGAGAAGGAAGACAAGAAAAAACAAAAGGAGAUGAUGAAGGCCCUAGAAACACCAGAAGAGAAGAGGGCCAGAAGGUUGGCAAAGAAAGAGGCGAAGGAGAAGAAGAGGAGGGAGAAGAUGGGCUGGAGUGAAGAGUACAUGGGAUACACUAAUGCAGACAAUCCUUUUGGUGAUAAUAACUUAUUGGGCACAUUUAAGUGGCAAAAGGCUCUGGAUAAGAAAGGUAUUGGCCACCUUGGAGAGAAAGAGCUCAAGGACAGGAACAAACGCAUACAGGAGGAGAAUCGCAGAGAGCUCCAGAAGGUAAAACAGCUGCGACUGGAGCGUGAGCGAGAGAAGGCAAUGAGGGAGACGGAGCUGGAGAUGCUGCAGAGAGAAAAAGAAGCGGAGCAUUUCAAGACGUGGGCCGAACAGGAAGACAACUUCCAUCUGCAUCAAGCCAAACUGCGGUCUAAGAUUAGAAUCCGUGAUGGCCGUGCAAAGCCUAUCGACCUUUUGGCAAAGUACAUCAGUGCAGAAGAUGAUGAUCUUGCUGUUGAAAUGCAUGAACCGUACACCUUCCUCAAUGGGCUGACAGUCACAGACAUGGAUGACCUAUUAGAGGACAUUAAGGUUUAUAUGGAGUUAGAACAAGGCAAGAAUGUGGACUUCUGGAGAGACAUGACCACCAUCACCGAGGAUGAGAUAAGCAAGCUGAGGAAACUUGAGGCCACCGGAAAAGGACCAGGUGACCGCCGCGACGGCAUCAACACAGCGGUGAGCAGCGACGUCCAGACCGUGUUCAAAGGAAAGACGUACAGCCAGCUGCAGGCGCUACAUCUCAAUAUAGAGACCAAGAUUCGGGCCGGAGGAUCCAACCUUGACAUCGGUUACUGGGAGAGUCUGUUGCAGCAGGUGCGAGUCUACAUGGCGAGAGCAAGGCUGAGAGAGCGACACCAGGACGUGCUGCGUCAGAAGCUGUUCAAGCUGAAGCAGGAACAAGGCGUCGACAGCGAACCUUUGUUCCCCAUCAUUAAGGAGGAGCCAAUGAGCGAUGACAUUGGCAACAGAGCAGCAGGCCGAUCAGGAGAGUCGUCAUCAGAAGAGCCUGGCCAAUCAUGCUCUUCCACGUCCAUGCAAAAUAUCAACAAAGGAGAGGAUGAUGGCCCAUCCACAUCCACAUCCACAGCGGAACGCAGAGACAAGGAUGGAGAAGAAACCGAGGAUAAGAAAGAUGACGAGAAGGCCGAGGAGGCGGAGGCUGUGCUGACCGAGGAGGAUCUGAUCCAGCAGAGCCAGGCGGAGUAUGAUUCGGGUCGCUAUAGUCCGACACUGCUCACGACCUCUGACCUGCCACUAGACACGCACACCAUCACCCCUGAGGAGGACACACACAGGCUGCAGCUAGCCCGCAGACAGCUGCAGGUUACAGGGGACGCCAGCGAGAGCGCCGAGGAUGUUUUUGUGCGUCGGGCCAAAGAAGGAAUGGGCAACGAUGAGGCCCAGUUCAGCGUGGAGAUUCCCGUCACGGGCAAGAUGUACCUGUGGGCAGACAAAUACCGACCCAGGAAACCCCGUUUCUUCAACAGGGUCCACACUGGUUUUGAGUGGAACAAAUACAACCAGACCCAUUAUGACUUUGACAACCCUCCGCCCAAGAUCGUGCAGGGCUACAAGUUUAAUAUUUUCUACCCUGACCUGAUAGACAAGCGCUCCACCCCUCAGUACUUUCUCGAACCCAGUCCUGAUAACAAAGAUUUUGGGAUUCUUAGGUUCCAUGCAGGACCGCCAUACGAGGACAUUGCUUUUAAGAUAGUAAACAGAGAGUGGGAGUACUCACACCGGCAUGGUUUCCGCUGUCAGUUUGCUAACGGCAUCUUUCAGCUGUGGUUCCACUUCAAGAGGUACCGCUACAGAAGAUGAAGUCAUUCCAAAUCUCUGUUGGGGAUGGGUCCACUCAAUAGGAGCUGUAAGUGUUUCAUAAUGCAAUGUGUUCUUAAAAAAAAAAGAAAA
Dunckerocampus dactyliophorus (ringed pipefish) is the source of this 2725-nucleotide messenger RNA. RefSeq names its product cactin (gene cactin). Gene Ontology annotation, biological process: negative regulation of innate immune response; mRNA cis splicing, via spliceosome. Gene Ontology annotation, molecular function: protein binding. Lineage: Eukaryota; Metazoa; Chordata; Actinopteri; Syngnathiformes; Syngnathidae. Bases 68 to 2635 code for a protein of 855 amino acids. Gene Ontology annotation, cellular component: spliceosomal complex; cytoplasm. The record is from RefSeq and is a predicted model, not a curated record. The transcript has 10 exons.